Molecule: messenger RNA, 729 nt
Organism: Cooperia oncophora
Lineage: Eukaryota; Metazoa; Nematoda; Chromadorea; Rhabditida; Trichostrongylidae
Source: the annotation of a GenBank genome assembly
AUGGUACUGCUUGAUACCCUGCAGACGGUGUUCACGGAACCGAGGACAUCUCCGCAUCCUCCCCAGUCUUCACACCCUGAUGGAGCACGAAGUGUGGAUGUUCAGAGCUACGAAGUGGUGAGUCACGCUGAUGGUCCUAUUACCGCCACCGCUGAACAGCUAGCAAAACUCCGGUCUGAUCUGGAUGUUGUAAAUUCGAACAUGAAAGUGUUCCGUGAGAUGCUCACUGAGAUCAUUCCUGGACGUGAGACAGCCGACGAGUUGCAAUUGCUCAAUGAAUUACAUGCAACUUGUAAGCAAAUGCAACUACGUGUACUGGAUUUGAUUCGUAGUGUUGGAAAUGAAGAGGUGACAUACGAGCUUCUGGUCAUGAAUGACGAAUUCAAUAGCGUAUUCGAAAAGUACGAUCGAUUUAUGACGAAUCGAACUGGCGACACAAGCGGGGACGGUGCAACUGCAUCAGCUCAACAAGAAGUCGCAGAUUUGAUCGACGUGGGUCAAUCUGCAAAACCAUUGGAGCAGCAGCUCGCUGGAAUGAAGGUGACAUCAGCUUCGACUUCGGACGCAUACAGUGCCAAUAGUGAACAGCAAGCAGCCAUCGGAAUCGCAACCGCAAUCAAUAGUAAAAAUGCUGUUACCGAUGUCGAAGCGAAAGAGAUGGAGAACUGGCUGGCAGCACAAGAGAAACCUGCAAGUACUCCAAAGAAAACCGAUGAUGACAAAUUGUAG